This is a messenger RNA of Rhodamnia argentea, 2568 nucleotides long. RefSeq lists its product as uncharacterized. Lineage: Eukaryota; Viridiplantae; Streptophyta; Magnoliopsida; Myrtales; Myrtaceae. The coding region runs from base 246 to 2294 and encodes 682 amino acids. The transcript is spliced from 7 exons. The record is from RefSeq and is a predicted model, not a curated record.
UCCCCAAUUUCGUGCCCUAGAAACCAUCUGUCCUCUCUCCCUGUCGUCUCUUUUACUUCGCCGCAAAAAUGCGCUCUCGACACCCGACCUCCAUCGCCGCUCGGUCGUCUCCACCCUCCCGUCGAAUUCCUCACUCGCCGAUGCUUCUGUCGCCGUCCGCCUUGUAACCUGGCCGGCCCUUUCUUCUCGUUAGAUCGCCCGGGAUCUAUGGUGCUAGGGUUUCCAGGCCUCGUGGGAGGGCCGUGAUGGACGCGGUGGAGCUUCCUUAUCCAGUUGAUGUUGCGGCGGCUGCAGUCUCUAAGCUUAUGGGGUCGGACGGGUUUGUCAGUAGAGCUGGCGUUGGCGUCGCGGCGAAGAAGGUCGAACCUCGCGGCAGCGAUUCGGACCGCGUGGUCGGGAUUCCUCCGAUCAGGCCGUGCGGCAUGGCUGCUGACAAGAAAGAUGUGGCAACUCCUGUAAAUGCUUUGGACAUGCCUUCCCAGCAUAAAAGUACGGAAGCUGAAAAUUAUAGGCAUAAUCAUCUGCUGCCGGAUUUGCAUAAUAAAGACGUAACUCAGGAUCUUCCCAGGACUGAUGUGAGUUUUGUUCGUAGCCCUGGUUCUGAAGAUGUUCGAUUGCCAUGGAAAGCAGGGAAAGUUUCAAGGAACAAUAAUACAUGCUCCAAGAGAGCACGGAGUACUCAAGUUGAAGAUGCUUCAGCAAUUACUUUAGCUGAUGAAGUUAAGGGAUUGAAAGAUAAAUCUUUGACAAGAAGUGGCUCUUUAGAGAAAAAUCAUUUGGGGAAACAGAGGACUGUUGGCAGUAAACGGGGUGAUAGAAGAAACAGCAAAGCCCCUGUCAAGAAUAGAUAUGACUCUUUCGUGAUGAGGCCUUGUUCUUCAAGUUUCACUGUCUCUCCAGGAGGAAGCAAUUUUCUAGGGUUCUAUGGUCUGAAGUCAGAUAAUCGUGAUAUUACAAAGCUUGUGGAUGACCUGUCAUUGAUUGACAUCCUUGAGGGUACAUGCAAAUGCCCUAGUUUAGGCAAAGAGAAAGGGAAGAAAUCAGCUAAUGCGGAUGAUAAAUUAACUCAAUCAGUUAGAAAGGCAUUCUCUGUGCUUCAGCCCCUGAGGCGAGGCCAAUCCCAAAAUAUUGCUGAGAUAGACAUUUGCGAAGACAAGAAAAUGUCCUCUGUGUUAAGCUCCGUGUCCAUUGCAGAAAGUGGUGCUGAGGGUGAUUUCAGGGAAACGUACUCGGUUGACCCCUCUUCAUCCAAUGAGGGCCCCUGUGGUAAGCCAGAGACCUCUAUGGAUCCUCUUGAUUUGCCACUUUGUACUCCAAAAGACCUAUGGGGAAGAUUGUCACUUCCUCAAACUAAAGAUUUGGACUCCUUGCUCCUGGAUGCUGCAAAACCUGCUUUAUCUUCAAAGAGCAUGUCUGAUCUACGUUCAGGCAAGCAAAUAGUUCGCCGAGGUUGCUUGCCGCCUUUUGCAUGGUCACAUGCUUUUAAUGGACAUGCUCGGAAUAAUUCUGAUGCCGCUAGAUUGUCCAUUAGUAGGAGUACUUGCCAGGGUAGAUGGGUAAGGGUAGCAAGUCCUGUGAUUUUGGCUGCAAAUUCAGCUGAUUGUUAUACAGACUUGGACUCUAUCACCUAUAACGAGGGUUUGGUUCCCUCUGUAAAAAGAAAAGCAGGGAUUUUGGCAAGUAAAAUUGCUUCUCGAGAAUGUUCUGGGAUUCCGCCGUGGGACUGGGCAUCAUCUUCUUCUGCUACUUGCUCUUUUCCCUCCAACCCAACUCUGGCGCAAUCUAGACUUGAGACAGAAAAUGAGAUUCAUGAGAGCCGGUGCCCAAGUCUGUUAGCUGCUGCACGAACCUUGUGUGGUAUUGCAAGCAAGGAAUCUCGGGGGCCUCUGCUGAAGUGGUCAAGAAAGCCUUUGCAAAAGGCGCUCAAACCUCGGAAGUUGAAGUUGAGCAAAAAUUGUGAGGAAGCCCUUGUGACGCCAAAAUCAGAGACCAAAGAUGUCGCCAAUAGUUUGGACCGAAUACCGUUGUCGAAGAAGCCAAAGCUCUCCAACAUGGACAUCUGCUUUUCUAAACCUUCAAUGAGUUGGUCUACCCCCAGAUCGAGCAGAUCAUCACCAAGCAGGUCAGUCAGGGACGUUGUUGCUGAAGCUAGACAUUCCAUGACUAGCAUCUCAAAGCAAGCGAGCAUGUUGCCACCCGUGGCACGGGUUUUUGAUAAGGCUUAUGACAGCCAGCAGAAGCCCAAAACGUCCAUGCCGUUGUAUUGGAGCAGAGGCAGGGACGGUCUACACUGACUCACCCUCUCCUCCAAUAAGGUCCAAUUUGCACUGUAUUUACUGUUUUAAGAUUGGGGGUGGGGAAAGGAAUGGCCGGAUUUUGUACAUAUGUAUUGUCGAAAUUGUGAAACGGUCGAAAUAGAAGAUGCCCCCUCUAGGAUGUGGAAGCGGGUAAUGUUGUAACCUGUAACAAUUAUUAGGUUUCGCCAACAAGUUUAGCAUACUGAGAUGAAUUGUUUGCCGCCCCAUGUAAAGCAUUUCAAGUGGCAGUUGAAUUCUUACUCUUCUACCC